Molecule: messenger RNA, 2060 nt
Organism: Archocentrus centrarchus (flier cichlid)
Lineage: Eukaryota; Metazoa; Chordata; Actinopteri; Cichliformes; Cichlidae
Product: polycomb group RING finger protein 2
Exons: 9
Coding region: 243-1238 (331 amino acids)
Biological process (GO): negative regulation of transcription by RNA polymerase II
Cellular component (GO): PRC1 complex
Molecular function (GO): metal ion binding; promoter-specific chromatin binding
Source: RefSeq, a predicted model, not a curated record
CGGGAUGCACGCCAUGGACAAAGUGAGCGGGGCCUGCGGGCUCUCUGGAUCCGGAUACCCCGUUUGCCCCGUGAACGAGGCGACAAAAUAAAAUCACGUGAUCCAAAAUGGGCAGUCCUCUGACGGUGCUGAAAAAAGCCAUUUUCUGGCGCUGCUGCAAAUUCUGUCCAAGUCCCAAAUAAUUUACCUGGAUCCGCGCUGGGAGGAAGGGGAAACUUUGAUGUCUGAUCAGAUCAGCCCAGAUGGAUAAAAUGCAGCCGAACCGGAUCAAAAUCACUGAUCUGAACCCGCACCUCACAUGUCCUCUGUGCGCCGGCUACCUGAUUGAUGCUACAACCAUCGUAGAGUGCCUGCACUCCUUUUGUAAAACAUGCAUCGUUGCCUUCCUCGAGACAAACAAGUUCUGUCCUCGAUGUGACGUCCAGGUUCACAAGACGUGUCCACAGCUCAGCAUCAGAGCGGACAAAACUCUACAAGACAUCGUUUAUAAGCUCGUUCCGGGGUUAUUCAAAGAUGAGAUGAAACGGAGGCGGGACUUUUAUGCAGAGAAUCGUGUGCUGGAACCAGGGGAAGUGGUGGAGACGUUUAACAUAGCGGAGGAUGAAAUUAUCAGUCUGUCCAUACAGUUCUACGAGAGGAACAAAAACAAUGAGAGGCAGCAUUCAGAGAUGGAAGGAGACAAGUCCAACGGUAAACGCUUCCUGCAGUGUCCAGCAGCCAUGUCUGUCAUGCACUUAGCAAAGUUCCUCCGCAGCAAGAUGGAUAUCCCCAACAACUAUCGGGUGGAGGUGCUGUAUGGAGAUGAACCCUUAAAGGACUACUACACACUAAUGGAUAUUGCCUACUUCUACGAGUGGAGACGAACUGGACCCAUCCCUCUGCAGUAUCUGGUCAAACCCACCCGGAAACGCAGGAGGCCGUCCCAGUCUGCCGCCCAGGGCCACUCCGAUGGCGUCAACACCAGCCCGACGUCAGAGAGCGACUCUCAGAGCGACAAAGUCCACAGUCCUGCCGCCGCUCAGCCGGCCCGAGCCUCCUCGCAGUCCAGCCCGGCGUCCCACAACCUCUCUCCCGCCAUCCAAAGCUCCAACGGUACCACUGUGCCCAACAACGCUCAGCGACACGCCCUCGCCUCCAAACAGGCCGCUCGCAAGGUGACUGUCAACGGCACGAGCUCCGGGGCCGGCAAAGAGGAGGCGAGGGGGGGUGACAAAAGCGGCUUGCCCCCGACGACCUAACGCGCGGGCGCGCGCGCACGCAGCGGCGGGGAGGACAGUGUUGGAAUUGCUUCCCUGUUUCUUCGUGCAGAGCAGAAACAGCUCGGGCCUUCACCCUCCCAGAAACGUGGGAGUCGGAUUUCUGUUAUCUUCCAGCAGGACAGACUGAAACGUGCAGCCAAAUAGACACUUGUAUGUAUGUGCGUGUGUGUGUUUGUGUGUUAGACUAGAACAGUGCACACAUACAAACUGUACAGUAUGUAUCAAAUGUGAGCAUGUGUGCAUACAUAUGUAUAAACUUAUCUUUUAUACAAGAUAUUGUAAUCGUUUUGUAUUGUACAUGCAGUGGGUCUGUUUCAUUUCCCUGAACAUCGAUUUGGCCUCGUUGGCUGUGCAGUGAGACUCGCUGCUGAGGUUGGAUGUAAACAUGAAGUAAAAUCCUCGCCUUUAAAAAGUCAGACAUGUUAAUAACUGCUGUAUAAUUGUCCAGUAUAAGCAACAGCUCAUCAGGUAACACGCGUUCAUUAAACCGUUGAUGCACUUUGUUACGGUCACGUCACGCAAGCCGACGAGUAUUUUCCCGACAGGAGAAGCAUUUAUAUCCACAGAAGCACUACGGAGCUGCCGGCGCGCUUUCCUUCAUGGCAGCCGGAGAACUCAAAAGGGAUUUUUGGAUAUUUGGCCAUGUUUGUUGUAGUUCCAUACAUUUCAAGCAUUCCUUUUUUUUUUUUUUUCUUCCCCCCUUUCUGUUAAAAAAAAAAACUGAUACUUUUUGAAAAAAUAAAACAAAAAAACAGCCAUAUGUGCAUGUUUUAGGUCAAUAAAAUGUUUACUUACUAGGUU